AUGACGCUCUGCCAACCGAUCUCAUCCAUCUUACCGCCAGCGGCAUCUCCGUCCCCAUUGUUGCCAUCGAAAUCCGCUCCUCCUGAUGAUAAAAACGUACAACAUAGAGCUGCAGAAUUGAAUUCUGCAGCUCGUCCUAAUAGAUGCGGAGCGUGUCAGAAACGUGUGGGGCUCACAGGGUUUACAUGCAGAUGUGGAGUCACGUUCUGUGGGUCCCACAGAUACCCGGAAAAACACAGGUGCGGGUUCGAUUACAAGGGCUUGGGAAGGGACGCCAUUGCCAAGGCUAACCCAGUGAUUAAGGCUGAGAAGCUCAACAAGAUCUGA
Messenger RNA from Sesamum indicum (sesame), 327 nucleotides. NCBI's taxonomy places the organism in Eukaryota, Viridiplantae, Streptophyta, Magnoliopsida, Lamiales, Pedaliaceae. The record is from RefSeq and is a predicted model, not a curated record.